Messenger RNA from Bolinopsis microptera, 1710 nucleotides. RefSeq names its product inositol polyphosphate multikinase-like. Gene Ontology annotation, biological process: inositol phosphate biosynthetic process. The record is from RefSeq and is a predicted model, not a curated record. The transcript is spliced from 9 exons. Gene Ontology annotation, cellular component: nucleus; cytoplasm. Gene Ontology annotation, molecular function: inositol-1,4,5-trisphosphate 3-kinase activity; inositol tetrakisphosphate kinase activity. The coding region runs from base 89 to 928 and encodes 279 amino acids. Lineage: Eukaryota; Metazoa; Ctenophora; Tentaculata; Lobata; Bolinopsidae.
AGGAAACUGUACGUAGCUGGUCAACUAGUUUUGAAUUCAGACUAGGCUUGAUGAGUUCUGGGGUUUCUAGAGUUGCCAGAUAGUAACCAUGAGUUUGGGCAAAGAAGGAGAUGUAACACUAGAUGAAGAGGAAAUAUCACCUUUCAAGGAGGUCUGGCAUCAAGUUGCAGGUCACAAGGAUCAUGGAGACGCACCAGGAUUUCUAAUGGGAGCUAAUGGAAGACUCUACAAGAACAUUUCUCACGACUCCAGAGGGGAUAAAGAGGAGAAGUUCUACAAAAUGGUGUUCAGCGAAGGAAAUUUUUCAAGAUUUAGGGAUUUCAUUCCAACAUACUACAAAACGAUAAUUUAUCAGAACAUAAGGUACAUGGCGCUAUCUGAUGCAUGUUACGGAUUUAAGGUGCCCUGUGGUUCUGACAUAAAAGUGGGCUCAGUAGACUACAAUACACAGGACAGUCACAACAAACAGGAAACUCACAAAACAAAGUUUCUGGGUAUUGCUCCAAAUUUAGGGUUCCGUUUCGUUGGAGCUAAUGUUUAUAACGCUGUCGACAAAUCUGUUGAGAAAUUGGACAAGGACUGGGGCCUGUCCUUCACGAUAGAGAACGCAGCAGUAAAAACAGAGGAGUAUUUUCAUGAUAAGAAGAGUGUGCGACGUGAUGUUCUACCUUCACUAAUCAGGCAGAUGACAGGUUUGCUGGAAUACUACACUACACAAAAGUUAUUCUGGUUAUGUAGAUCUUCUCUUUUAGUAGUGUACGAUGGUUUAACCCCGGAGAAAGGCACGGUGAAGAUGAUCGACUUCGCUCACCACACCACUCAGGAGAACUCAGAAGACAACACUCAUGUAGAUAUAGGGCUAAAGAACCUUAUUGAUAUCCUAUCUCACAUACACAGUGACCGGACAAACGAGUGGAAACACGACUAGUAGUAGUGGAAUGUGAAGAAUUCUGUGGAAGUGAAUUGUGGUGAAAUAUUAGAAUAUUUACCUGGGACCUCAGGCUUUUCUGUUCAUAAACAGAAGAUUGACAGGCUGAGUGCCGCCCAGUAAUAAAAUAUUAGACUAGAAUUUUGUGUGAUUUAGUCUGAAUUUUAAGGAUUCCGGCUAUAUUAAUUUUUGGAAGAUUGUCAAUUAGUUAAUCAUCACAGGGUUUUAAUUUUAUCGUAUUAGUUAAUUUUAGUUUACGUAGUUGCUCUAAAGAGUUUGAAGAUUGAUUAUGUAUAUACAAUGGAUGUAUUGUGUUCAUUUAUAAAGUUAAUAAUUUUCUGCCUAUAGUUAAUCAUUACUUGAUAUACGUUUCUUAAAUUAUUCAUAUCAAAGACUUUUACCGUUGAGUUAUUUUGGGGCAAUAUCUUAAACUAAAUCAAACUAUCAAAUUUAGACCGAGUUGUUAAAUAUUGGAUUUUUGUAAGCUAACAAUAUCAUAUUGUGAUCGUGCAAAAAUGCGCAUAUUUUAUGUUUUUUAUUGUUUUCUGUCUGUUUAUCAUGAAUAAAUGGUAAUGGUAUAGUACUGUCACGACUACAUCGUUCAUUUCACAGGGUGACUAAAAUAAACAAGUCCAAAAAUUUAUUUCCUCCAAUUUUAUUCUCUUUGUCAACAUUUCCCAAAAUAUAAGCUUAAUAACGACGCUGAAUGUUCACAGAGCCUGUUGUUUUAGUCACCAUAUAUACAGUUAUAUCAUGCUUAUAAGAUCUUUUUAAGAUACAUU